CAGGAUAUCAUGACGGUCGGUGAUCUUCGCGAUCUCCACGAUGAAGAUUGGGCCGGGAUUGGAUUGACUGUAUUUGCUCUUCGUGCGUUGAAAAACAUGUUGAAAGGCAAGAAACUCGCUGGACAAACCAUCACACCUGGCAACGGCACCGGAUCGUUUCCUUCUCCCAUGAGCACUCAUCCUUCACCUCAUAUGACAAAACCCAUAGACGAUGGCAGGCCAUUACCCUAGAAUUUCCAUUUUUAUUUAUUGCUUUUCUUUCUUUUUCUUCUUUCCUGUCCAUGGUGGCAGCAUUCGAGAUUAUACCUAAAAGGCAUCCCUUCCAGGCCUUUUGUCUCUCACUCACUCACUCACUCAUUCACACACACUCUCUCUUGGUGCUUUGAGCUCUUGUAGCAAUCAUGUUUUUCUUUAUUGCUUUUUCUCUCUUUUUUUUAUAUUCAAUUCCAACUUGUAAAUAUGAUAUAGCAACUUUGGAUUUCAUUCUUUUUUCUCACUUUUGAAUGAUUAAAAAACUAAAGAGUGUUUUGAGCUUGACA
Messenger RNA from Radiomyces spectabilis, 539 nucleotides. RefSeq lists its product as uncharacterized. Lineage: Eukaryota; Fungi; Mucoromycota; Mucoromycetes; Mucorales; Radiomycetaceae. The transcript has a single exon. Bases 10 to 231 code for a protein of 73 amino acids. The record is from RefSeq and is a predicted model, not a curated record.